GCUUGUCCGCCCUACCAUGUUAGAGAUGGAACUUCUCUUAUGGAUCCGAACAGUGGAUUUCUUCACCAAGAAAGUUUGUCUGCCAGUUCAUCUGUUCAUAUGCAGGAGGUACCUUCUAGUUAUUCUUCUGUUUCAGGGAAGGAAAAGUCUGCAGAUGAAAAGGAGCAGCCAUAUAAAUCAUUGCCCUUGCCCAUUUCAUCGGCUCAAGCGUCAGCAUAUCAUCAUAUGCAACCUCCAUUGCCUGAUAUUGGGAGAUCAGUGCAAGGUGAGCAGUCUUUGUUGUAUGGCAGUCAAGCAGCAGAUCCUGAAGCUGAUCUUAGCGAUAGGCCUUUAGAUUUUGCACCUAGGUAUAAUAACGAUCACGAACGACAAAUGCAAUCCAAUUAUGCUGCUCAUCAUGAACCAUUAGGGAGAGGCAUUGAUCCCAUUGCUAUGUCAUCAUCAUUUAACUCCUGGACUCCUCCAGUUGCACCUGAUGCAGUUUAUCCUCAUGUUCUUCCACCUCGAUCACAGCAUGAUCCGAUGUCUGCACCUUCCCCAGUUUCUGGACAUACACCUUCAUUUCCAAGGUUUCCUGGGCCUAGUUUUCAGCCACACAUUCCAUCUGCAACUGCUCCAUUUGGUCUUGGUGUGGGAACUCAACUUCAUCCUGCUGCAGCCUUUCCUGGUGAUAUGUAUGGGGCUGUUUCUGAACGACCCAAAAAGGGUCCUGUGCCUAAUUGGCUUAAGGAAGAAAUAUUAAGGAACAAAGCUAUAGCUAAGUCUUCUCUAGAACAUCCAAAAAAAGAAACAAACUCCAUUGAGGAUGAAGCUGUUGAUAAAUCCUUGGCUAAAAAUGAUCAAGCAGAUAGCAAAAGCAUUGAUUCUUCUAGAUCAACUGAAGAAGAGGAUGAUGAUGAGGAUUAUGUUGAAGCAGCUAGAACUGCAGCUAUUAACCAGGAGAUAAAACGUGUGCUAACUGAAGUCCUUUUAAAGGUCACAGAUGAGUUGUUUAGUGAAAUUGCAACCAAUGUUGUUAACAAAGAUGACUCAAUAGUUGAAGUUGAUCACAACACUGUUGCUUCAAAUCACAAGGUAUCACCAUCUUCUUCACUUGUCCCAACUCCUAAGGCUUCUGCAAGGGUACUGGUUCCAGGUAAAGCGAAAGAAUCAGACACUGCUGAAGAAAAAUCUAGUUCAAGCUCCCCUGACAAUGUGCUAGGCCUUGCAAACUAUGCCUCUGAUGAUGAAGAUGUACAUGAUGAAACUCAAAGUUCCAGGAUGCCAAAUUCAAGGAGUACUGAUGCUGUUGUGCAGUCCAGCAGUAAGAAGCUUUCACAAGACAGUGAUGUAACAGAUAAUGGCAAUUUACAGGCGGUACUUGAUGAGCACAAGGGAGCUGUAAAGAAUUUUGGAAGUGAUAUGAAGUCAAAUAACAGAAGUGACACUACUGAUGACAGUGCAGAUAGGAACUAUGAAAAAUCAUUUUCUUCCAAGGUGGUUUCUGGAUACCGAAGUAAUAUUAAUAGUGGAAAGCUGCAAGAUGGAAAUAAUGGUUCUAAGAUGAAUGAUACUUUAGUGGAACGGGUGACCAAAAAAUCUGAUUCCGAGCUGCCUGGUGAAUCUGCUGGCAAAAGAUCAACAAAACCCGAAUCACAAAGUAGGGAAACGAGAGUAAAAUCAGAUAAGAAUGAUCGACAUGAAAGUAGAAAGAGUUCUUUCAGUAAAGACCCCGGUAGUGGUAGGGAGUUGGAGGUCAUUAAGAGUAGGGGAGAGCAGAAGGGAGAUGAGAAUUACAUGAGGGAGGAUGAGAGGCUUAUAAAGCAAAAGAUAGAAGAUCGGAGUGGCUCAAAAGAGAGAGAAAAAGAGCCUAAAUCUGCGGAGAAAGCCAAGGAAUCUGAUUCAAUAAAAAGAUCUAGUCAUCAUGAUACCAAGAAUGACAAGAAAGAUGCAAGUAGAUCUAAUAGAGCUGGUGCCAAAGAAGAUGUUGGCAGGAAAAGAGAACGGACAAAAGAAGAAGAUAGAUCAAGACAUAAACGUGGAAGUGACUCAAGCAGGCACAAGAAAAGAAGGUCCUUGUCCAGCAGCAGUAGAGGCAGAAAGAGUAAGGAUAACUCCAGUGAUCAUGGUAAUGAAUCAAGUGAUGAAACAUCAGACAGUUCUAAGAGGAAGUCACGUUCAAGAAAACGGUCAUCACCUUCUCCUGUCAAGUCUAGAAGAAGACAAGUUUCGCGGUCACCACAUAGCAAGCAUUCUCAGCACAGGCAUUCUCCCUACUCUUCUUCUGAGACUACCAGGGGAAGGAGGUCGAGGUCGAGAUCACCUGUUCGGCGAUAAAGAUGCUUCGAACAAAGAGUUUCAUUUCAUUUAUACAGGUUGACGAGCAGCAGCUAAAGAAAUUUCUGCUCCAUGAUAUCUGGAACACCUCUUGAAAUCUGCAAGUCACUAAUUAUCCAGCUACAAGUGAGAUGCAUGAUGAAGAGGAAACCGAGAUAGGUAUGCCGUAUGAUAGGUAUAUUUCAAUGAUUACUCUAUCCCGAUGCUCAUGAUUCGGUAUUCGAACCCGUGAUUUGGCGCUUUCGCAUGAAAUAUUUCGUGCACAUAUAUUUCCUUCUCUUUCCGUCGCCUAGUUUUUGAUUUAAUCUUUCCCCAGUUUGUGUUAGCCAUAGGCAUGCAAUGUGAUUUCCUUGUAACUUUUGUA
This is a messenger RNA of Hibiscus syriacus, 2680 nucleotides long. RefSeq names its product peptidyl-prolyl cis-trans isomerase CYP95-like. The record is from RefSeq and is a predicted model, not a curated record. Bases 40 to 2316 code for a protein of 758 amino acids. NCBI's taxonomy places the organism in Eukaryota, Viridiplantae, Streptophyta, Magnoliopsida, Malvales, Malvaceae. The transcript has 10 exons.